Messenger RNA from Aspergillus terreus NIH2624, 2424 nucleotides. RefSeq lists its product as uncharacterized. The record is from RefSeq and is a predicted model, not a curated record. The transcript has 3 exons. NCBI's taxonomy places the organism in Eukaryota, Fungi, Ascomycota, Eurotiomycetes, Eurotiales, Aspergillaceae. Gene Ontology annotation, biological process: DNA-templated transcription; regulation of transcription by RNA polymerase II. Gene Ontology annotation, molecular function: DNA-binding transcription activator activity, RNA polymerase II-specific; zinc ion binding; RNA polymerase II cis-regulatory region sequence-specific DNA binding. Gene Ontology annotation, cellular component: nucleus. The coding region runs from base 1 to 2424 and encodes 807 amino acids.
AUGGGUCCCUCGCAGCCGAGUCAGUUAAACGCAGCAAAACGAAGUAUCAUGAGGGUGAACCCUCAGAGAAACACCUCCUCUCGAAGUCAGAGAUCAGUCUAUUCAUGUACCCUGUGUCGCAGACGAAAAGUUGGGUGCGACCGUCAGAAGCCCUGUGGUCAGUGUGUAAGAUCAAACGCCCAAGAUGCUUGCACAUAUCCUCGGCCUCCAACAACUCCUUCUUCAUCUCGACCAGAAACAACGUCCACAGCCCCGAUAAGGUCGCGCCCCGUAAGGAAUACGCAGAAUCCAGAUACUGCCCAUCCUUCACCCACGACCGGUGCUCCUAUGCCAAUCAAUCCUUCAUACAAUGCAACAACCAGGCGCAGUGCCGUUGAGGGCCAUGGCCCCGUGAGGGAUAACCCCGUUCUGUCAUCGCCGUUCGGGGCAGUGGAGUCACGCCAUACUGCGACGCCCCCUAUAUCUUCUCACGGCUAUCAAGGACAGGGAAAACAACAGACUCCCUCCCUGUCAGCUGAUAGUUUCUCUCAAUCCCUGGCUCCGUUGUCGUUUCGAGGGAAGCAACAGAGAACCAGAUUCUUUGGACGGACUCAUUGGGCGACGACCCUCGGUAUGUUUCCGGAUCUCAAUGCUCAUCUGCAUGAUUACUAUCGCAACAAACCAAGCCCCACUAAUUCAGAAUUCGGUGAAUACUUGACGCUAAAGCGACUGAAACAUGAUCUACGAGGACCUGAUAGACGGUGGUGGUGUGACCAACAACACUCUCUAAAGUUGAAAGAGUUACUACCCGACCGUAGACUGGCUGAAUAUCUAAUGCAGCUCUACUUCUCAACCUUCGAGAAUACGCUUCGAAUACUACACGUUCCCUCCUUUGUUGGGGAAUGGAAUGCCUUCUGGGAUCAAAGAGAAUCGCAGACCGAUACCUCUUGUGCAAAUGAGCUUUUUCUUGCAAAGCUCCUUACGUUGAUGGCUUGCUCUGGCUGCUUCGCUUCGGGAAAACAGCUACAGUCAGCGGGGUUAAGCCAGCGGUCAUUAAUGCAGAUGUGUCACAACUGGAUUGAAGCCGUUGCCACCUGGUUAGCACUCAUGACGAGUCAUGCUCAGCUAAGUGUGGACGUGAUCCAAAUUAAGUGCUUGCUGCUGCUCGCACAGCAAGCCACCGCGUGGGAAGGCGAUCUAGCCGGCAUGGGCUCAGGGUCCCUCAUUCGAGAAGCCAUGCUGAUGGGCCUUCAUCGAGACCCGGCCAACUUCGCCCAUCUCUCUCCCUAUUGGGCCGAACUUCGGAAAAGACUCUGGCUGACCAUCAUAGAGCUGGAACUCCAAGCUUCAAUAUAUGGUGGAUUACCCUUGGCAAUAUCCUGGGACGAAUUCGAUUGCCCCUUUCCAUCGAACAUCGAUGAUGAGGACUUUUCUGUUGACUCACCUCGCCUACCUCUUUCCAAGCCACCAACUACUUUGACCAGAACUUCUUUUCAGAUUGCACUCGCGCAGACAUUACAGACCAGGAUGAUGAUCUCGAAGACCAUCAACCGUGUGCGAUUGAGUGUCAACUAUGAUGAGAUUAUGAAGCUUAGUGAACGUUUCUCAAAGGAGCUUGCGCAUGCCCCGCCUGAACUACGAGAUACAAGCAGGCCUGAAACCACUGCUGAAGCUGUCGACAGCUGCCCAGAAUUUCGCAGAUCAUUCUUUCUCUUUCUCCACUACCGAUGCCUGCUAGCUCUCCAUAGGCCAUUCUUCCUGAAGCUUGCAGAGACGUUGGGUGAGCCUUAUGUCUUUUCCCGACGAGUCUGCGUGCAGAGCAGCUUAGCGUUACUCGCUCAGUUGGAGUAUUCGCCGGGGAGUCUUCCUUCUGACCAGUUGGUCAAUGAAGCCAACAUCUGCCCCCACAUCUUACAGCUCAAAGGGGGGAUGUUCCGAGAUGAUAUAUUCCACGCUGCCAUCACUAUCUGUUUUGAGCUCCGUCUGCAGGCUAAGGACCGAGUGGUUGAUCCAUUUCCUGGUACUAUUUCAGGAUAUAUGGACCAAAGCGUGUUCUACCAGCGCCUGGCACUCUUCCAGAGUGUGGAGAACGCGAUUAAGCACUUCGAGUGCAAAGUCCGGUCAGAAAAGCGAGCAACCAAAGUUUUCAGUAUCUUGACAAUGCUCUUCACCGCAAUCAAAAGCCAGACAUUAGCCACAGAAGAGGGCUCGCAUAGUCUGGACGGGUCAUCAGGCGAGCCAGUCUUGACGAUAGACGACGCUUGCCCAUUGGCAUCUCGUCGCUGCCGGGAACUAUUAAUGGAGGAAGGACCCAAUAGUCCUACGACUCAGACAGAGAGAUCGGGUCAUGGAACAUCUCCAGUAAUGUGUCUUAUCCGACGAACGAUCCUAGAAAUAAUAUACAGCCAGCUACUUUGGAAGAUGCCGCAGGCGGCGAUUUUGUGA